AUGAAAUGUGAUUCAGAGUCGCCACAAGGCACUAGACAGAAGAACGAUAAUACGUACACAAAAAAGAUGGGCAGCGAGGAGAAGGCAAUCGUGCGGAGCAAAGAGUGUUACCUCUCGGCUUUCGCCUCCGAUGGAAUCCCAACAUCGGAUCACCUCAGGUUCCGCACCGUCGAUUUGCCGGUAUCGGUCACCUCAAUCCCCGAUGGUCACAUCGCCGUUGAGAUCCUCUCGAUCUCAGUUGACCCGUACUUGCGUACAAGAAUGCUUGGUCGUGAAGACGGCUUAUACUUUUCCCAGUUCAAGCUCGAUGAGGUGGUAUUAUCUUGCGGUGUCGGAAAGGUGAUAGCAUCGAAGGAUGAUCGAUAUGCAACGGGAGAUAUCACAAUGAGCCUGGUUUUCCCAGUGGCCGAGUAUGCUGUGGUUCCAUCGGAAUUGAUUAUGAGAAAGAUCGACCCUGCCUCCGGCAUUCCAUUGCAGGAAUAUGUCAGCUCCAUUGGAGUUCCUGGAUUUGCUGCAUGGGUGGUGGUGGAGCUGCUUGGACUAGACCUGAAGCAGGGCUCCAAUGUCUUCAUCUCGGCUGCUGCUGGCGGCGUUGGGAUGUAUGCUGGACAACUUUUUAAGCUCAAAGGCUGCCGGGUUAUUGGCAGCACUGGCUCAGAUGAAAAGGUGAAACUGGUAAAGGAUGAAUUCGGAUACGAUGAUGCAUUCAACUACAAGGUUGAAACGGAUCUUGAUGCUGCUUUGAGCAGGUAUUUUCCAGAUGGGAUCGACUUCUACCUCGACAAUGUUGGCGGUAAAACGCUGGAAGCAGUCCUCAACCACGUCAACACUCGUGCUCACAUUGUGCUUUGUGGCAUGGUGUCCCAGUACAAUCAGGUUUGGACUGAGAGGGACGGGGUGAGAAAUCUGUUGAAUAUGGUGGGGAAGGAGGUGAAGAUGGAAGGGUUCAUGAUGGGCACAUACUUUGACCGGUUCGAGGAUUUUGUUAAGGACAUGGAGCAUUACUUGAGGGAAGGCAAGAUCAAAUCGAAGCACAGGAUCAAUCAGGGGAUCGAGGCCUUCGUCGAUAGCUUAGGGUCCAUUUUCUCCAGCUCUAACAUAGGAAAGCUCAUCAUUCAAGUAAAUCCAUAGAUAAAUAUGUGG
Molecule: messenger RNA, 1143 nt
Organism: Punica granatum (pomegranate)
Lineage: Eukaryota; Viridiplantae; Streptophyta; Magnoliopsida; Myrtales; Lythraceae
Source: RefSeq, a predicted model, not a curated record